GACUUAUGUUUUUACUAAACCAUGGAUGAAACAGAGGAGCUAAGACAAGAAGUCUAUUCCUUGAAAAAUAAGUUAUCAUCUGCUGUAAGCCAGGAGGCAUGGUACCAUGAGGAAAUCGCACAGCUUCAGACGAUGAGGAAACAAGAUUUAGAUAUACAAGAUGCCCUUAAAGAAGAAGUGGUUAGAUUACAAAGAAAGAUAGGGACCUUGGAAGAAGAUAUUGAUCAACAUAAAUCUUCAGAGAACAAUUUGAGAUCUCAGGUUCAGUCUCUGGAGAAGUUAGUGGAGAGCAAUAAGACGAUUAACGAGACACUGUCUCACUCCAUUAUGACAGAGGAUAACACACAGCUAAUGAAUGAAUUAUGUUCUCUACAGAAUGAAAAUAUGCAGCUAAAAGGUGACCUCAUUGAAAUGAGACAUGAUUGUCAAAGUGCAACAAUAGAACUAGAGAAUCUGAAACAAAAAAUGGUGAACAAGGAGCAAGAAAUGGAGGAACUACAGUGUCAGAUCACUACAUAUGUCAACACAAUCGAGAAAUGUCGGACAGAAAUCAUGGAUUUGAAUGCACAGAUUGAUGUUUUACAAAUGGAGUCUCAGACCCAAUCUUGUAAAGGAAACUCUCUAUUUUCUGAGGUUGAAGAUAGAAGGGUUAAAGCUGAAAAAUUAGUAAAGAAAUAUCAACUUUCUAACCAGCAGCUGAAUCAACAAAUACAUAAAUUAAAGAUGCAGAUGUUUACUUGUUUGGGGCUCAGUAAGGAGAAAUCAGAUGAUAGUCGCAUACAGAAACUUCAGAGUGAGGUUUGUCAGCUUCAGGAGGAAAAGAAACAACUUCUGGAGGAAAUCCAUCGGGCUCCAAAAUCAGAGAUAGUACUACAAGGAGAUGUUGAGAGACCAAUUAAAGAAGGGGAGGUCAGUUCUGGGGAGGAAUAUGUGAAAUAUCUAUUAAGUAUCAUCAAAGCAUCCAAUGAAGAAGCAGCAAAAUUAAAGAAUGAAGUCAAGGCACAAAAAAUGCUUCUGUUAGCUGAAAAAGACACAGUUUUAUCAUUGGAAAGAAAACAAUAUGACAUUGAAACCCAGAGAGAAAAGACAAGAGCUUUGUAUCUAAAGGAAAAACUGAAAGUGGAAGAACUAAGAGCAAAAUAUGAACCAGAAAAAAUGAAGAAUGAACCAACUGCUAAGAGGGGCAAGCUUGAAAAGUUACCAUCAGUGUCAGAUAACUCUCUAAAGGAAGUGAAAUGUGAGAGAAAAAGGAGGGAGAGCUCUACAGCAGCCAGAGAACUUCAUCUGGAGCAGCCCACAGUCAACAGUGAAAAUACAGACCCUGAGUCAGAUACAGCUGAGAAAAGAACGGACUGUGAUAUAGAAUACAAAAAGACUAAAUCUGUCAGUCUCAGUGACGAAAUAAAGAUGAUGGACUCUGAAGGAGGGGUAGAAAUUGGUUCCCUAUCCCAGAAUGAUCACUCUGAAAGUCAGGGUUCAUAUGACAAGCCGGUGAAAAGUAAAGGUCGUAGGGUCGCCAAUGUUGUCAAAGCUGAAAUCCCCGACUCCAAAGUUAAUGAAUGUUCUCCACAAUAAUACUGGUGAAUGUUUUUAAUACUGACAACUGCAAAUGCAGGAGGUGUGUCUCCCGAAGCUCAUUAUGGUUCUUUGCAGCAUGACAUAUAAAAGUCAAAUGGAAAGUGAAAAAAUGGAUGACAUGAUUUUAUUUUAAUGUAUAUUGUUAAGCUUACAGGUAAUUCUGAAAUUGAAAUAUUCAGAUUUAUCUUCAAUUGUUGAUUAUAAAAAAAACUAUUCUUUUUCACAAACAUCCAAAGUUAAGGGAUGGGGAUUUGUCAUGACCAAAGGGCAUGAACUCUGUACUUGUCUUAGUCUUAAAAAUAUUUAAGUAACAUAUUUUUUAAAAUUUGUUGCAACUCAGCUACAGUUUUCUCUAAUUUAUUGAGUGCUGUUUUUAACAACCAUGGGGAGACAUUUUAAA
Molecule: messenger RNA, 1978 nt
Organism: Saccostrea cuccullata (small rock oyster)
Lineage: Eukaryota; Metazoa; Mollusca; Bivalvia; Ostreida; Ostreidae
Product: protein Spindly-B-like
Exons: 10
Coding region: 22-1575 (517 amino acids)
Source: RefSeq, a predicted model, not a curated record